Messenger RNA from Ricinus communis (castor bean), 4228 nucleotides. RefSeq names its product factor of DNA methylation 4. Gene Ontology annotation, biological process: gene silencing by siRNA-directed DNA methylation. NCBI's taxonomy places the organism in Eukaryota, Viridiplantae, Streptophyta, Magnoliopsida, Malpighiales, Euphorbiaceae. The coding region runs from base 3583 to 4086 and encodes 167 amino acids. The transcript is spliced from 5 exons. The record is from RefSeq and is a predicted model, not a curated record.
AAAAUUUUUUUACAUAAUUAUUUUAAAAUUUUUUUUUAUGUAAAUUAAUAUAAAAUUUUAUAGUUUUUAUUUAAUAAAUACAUAAACGUAUUAAAAAAUUAUUAUAAUUAUGGUACUCUAGAAUUGCUAGUUUACUCAUGAUUCGACACUAAAAGUGUUAAGGUUUUUUUACUUACUUUUGUAAAAGUUGAAAAAAUUAGUUAGAAUUGCUAAAAUGUAGGAAUAUUUCGAUAAUUAGGCUUAUUAGUUUUAAUAAUUACAAAUAGAACAUAUUAACUAAGCAUUAUAAGCAUGUUGUAGAAACUCUAAAAUGUUGGUUAUUAUUGAUCUAUGAUGUUGUACAUUAGUAUUCUGAGAUUACAUGUGAGGUUUGUAUUCUGUUAUAUACAAGCUUGUGAUUAUAACGGUCCUAUUGCUAUCUCUGUUUAUUUCCAACGUACCUUUCUAGCUUUGGGAGAGGUAGAAAUGACCUUUCUUCCCUAGGGAAGAAAGGUCGCUCAUUUUCCUUGAUUUUAGGCCUGUGAUGAUCAAAACUGAGGCCUUGACCAAUAGUCAAAGACUAUUGGUUCUUACGAACAGUUCUUGACUGUUGGUCUUUGUUGACUUGGACUUGUUCUGGUUCCUCAACACUCCCCUUCAAGGUGGGUUCGAAUAAGUUGAUGGAACCCAUCUUGCUAAGGAGGUUUUGAUGAUUUGAUUUAUCUAGGGCCUUUGUAAAGAUAUCUGCUAGUUGCUCAUAGCUUCUGAUGAAUGGCAUUUCAAUUUCCCUAGACUGGACUUUUUCUCUUAUGAGUGGCAAUCUACUUCAAUAUGUUUGGUUCGUUCAUGAAAGACAGGAUUUGAUGCAAUGUGCAUGGCUGCUUGAUUAUCGCAGUACAUUUUCAUUGGGUUUUUGCAUCUUACUUUCAUGUCGGUAAGCACUUGUUUGAUCCAGAUGAGCUCGCUAGCUGUUAACGCCAUUGCUCUAUAUUCUGCUUCUGCACUCGAUCUUGCGGUUACGGUUUGCUUAUUACUUUUCCAAGCUACUAAGUUUCCUCCCAUGAAGAUGCAGAACCCAGAGGUUGAUUUUCUGUCACAGCUUCCAGCCCAAUCUGCAUCAGAGAAACCAACUAUAGUGUUAGCAUCAUUAUUAUUUUUCAUCCAUAUACCUUGACCUGGAGUGCCUUUGAGAUAUCUGAGGAUUCUGUCGAUGGCGUCCAAAUGACAGGUGCGCAGAGCAUGCAUAAACUGGCUUACCAUACUUACAGCAUAGGCAAUAUCGGGUCUAGUGACGGUUAGGUAUAUCAGUUUUCCUACUAGACGCUGAUAACUUCCUAUGUUGUCUAGAGGUUCCCCAUCUUCUAAAUUUAGUUUGGUUUUAGUCUCUAUUGGGGUAUUUGUAGGUUUUACUCCAAUUUUUUCUAUUUCUUUUAAUAGAUCAAGGACAUAUUUUCUUUGAAACAGAAAUAAGCCUUUAUGUGAUUUGACGAUUUCUACCCCCAGAAAGUAUGAUAGUUGACCUAAAUCUUUGAUAUCAAAUUCUCCUUUUAGAUUUAGCUUUACCUUUUCAAUUUCUUCAUUAUCAUUACCAGUUAUGAUAAUGUCAUUGACAUAAAAAAGAAUAACAAUAGUGGAUGUAUUACAAACAUAGACGAAUCUAAAGCACACUUAUGAAAAUUAAUUUUUAACAAGAAAUGACUUAGCUUGGCGUACCAUGCACUUAGGGAUUGCUUUAAUCCAUAGAUAGCCUUUUUUAACUUACGUACCAUAUUUUGAAAAAGACUUGUGAUCAGAGGGAAGAGUCAUAUAGACUUCUUCGUCUAGCGAUCCUUGGAGAAAGGCAUUUUUUACGUCCAUUUGGAACAAACUCGAAUUAAUAGCAACAGAUAACAAUAUGCGAACAGUACUCAUUUUUGCUAUAGGAGCAAAGAUUUCCUGAUAGUCUACCCCAUAGGUCUGAGUGAACCCUUUUGCAACUAACCUAGCCUUGUAUCGCUCAAUGGUGCCAUCGCAUUUAUACUUAAUCUUAUAUACCCAUUUACACCCCACAGGUUUUUUAUUUUGAAGCAAGGUGAUAAUGUCCCAUGUGUCAUUCUUUUCUAAAGCCUAAAGUUCUUCCUUCAAGGCUUUACACCAAUUGGGAUUAGUGUUAGCUUUAUAGAAGGAGGAUAGCUCAGUGUGAGUGGUGAGUUUUCCUAGGUAAGCCCUGUACUAUUUUGAUACUGAAGUAUAACUAAUGAAGUGUUGGAUUGGAUACGACACCUUAUGGGACACAUAGUCCCUUAGCCUGGUAGGGGGUCUGAUCAGUCGAGAUGACCUUCGUAGGGCAAUUGCUUCUCCUUGUGGCGUAGUCUCUCCCCUUGAAGAAAUUGCCUCGGUAGUGAGCUCUCCUGGUGGCACAGUUGCUCCCCCUGAAGGAGUUGCUUCAGUGAUAGUAUCAGAAAUGUGCUAUAGGUCAAAUGCAGUGUCUUCGAAUGUGUUGUCAAAAACGGAAGAGUUAUCCGGAAAUAAUAAAGUAGAGGAACCAUGAUUGGGAGGAGGAGUGAAGUAAGGGGAACAUUCAUCAAAUGACACAUCCCGAGAGAUAUAGGACUUGUGGCUGGAAGGGUUAUGGAAUGCUAAACAAUCAGGGAGUUCCUUUGAUAGAAACUGUAAAAUGUUGGUUAUUAUUGAUCUAUGAUGAUAUACAUUAGUAUUCUGAGAUUUCAUGUGAGGUUUGUAUUCUAUUAUAUACAAGCUUGUGAUUAUAGCGGUCCUAUUGCUAUCUUUGUUUAUUUUCAACGUUCCUUUCUAGCUUUGGGAGAGGUAGAAGUGACCUUUCUUCCCUCAUUUUCCCUGAUUUUAGGCCUCUGAUGAUCAGAACUGAGGCCUUGACCAACAGUCAAAGACUGUUGGUUCUUACUAACAGUUCUUGACUGUUGGUCCUUGCUAACUUGGACUUGUUCUGGUUCCUCAACACAUGUCUUUACACUAAUUAGUUGAAUCAUUCUAAUUGGAUCUUCUAAGAACAUUCACAUUGUUGAUUUGUAACUACGUAAAAUUGAAAUUAAAGAGAGAGGAUAGCAUUAGAGUGAGCAUUUUCAUUUCCUUCCAGUUCAGCAUGCAUAUCUUCUCUUUAACCAUCAAUAGGAGUGUAAAUUCUGUUCCUUUUUGUAUCAUUUGCUAAUGGUUCUCUUACUUGAGGAUCACUGGAGAUGUGACUUCAGAACUUCAAAUGUCACUGGAUGCUGCGAUCGAUCCCAUUGAUGUUGAAGUUGCAAAGCAAGCUCGACCAUUGUUGACUCCUGAUGCACCACUUGCGCCAGAAAUUCAGGAUUUUGGUGUGGUCAUAUCCAUGAAGAAGACGAAGCACCUCUCUCCGUUAUGCCUAGAUAUACAGAUCAUCUACCUUCUUGUUCGUUCUAAAAUAUAUCAAGAAAUGGUGAAAUCUCUGCAAGAUGCAUUGGCAUUGGUUGAUGAAUCAAUGGUAUCAUUGAAAAAAUCUCCAAGAAGAAAAAGAUGCUACUGUCAGAUCCUAUAUCAAAGGUGAGUUAGUGAUGUACCUUUUGUUCUUCUGCUAAACUUCGUCAAACAAACGAGGAGGAAAUCGAUGUCACGAAAAAGAUGGAAGCAGUCCUGCAAGAAUUGAAGGAUAAGGAAGAGGUGAUGAAAGACUUGAAGUUUCUUAAUCAAAAUCAUAUUAUCAGGGAGCGGAUGAACAAUGAUGAAUUGCAAGAUGCUCGGAAGGCGUUAAUAAGUGCAAGUAUCAAUGCCCGUGCCCUUAUUGGUGUCAAGAGAAUGGGGGAGCUUGAUAAUAGACCAUUCUUUGCUGCAGCCAAGAGAAGAUUUCCUGAUGAAGAAGCCAAUAUACAGCAGGAUUUGCUGAGCUAUGUGCUUAUCCGAUCAAAUAUGUUAGCAGACCACUCAAAAGAAAUUAACGAGUAUAACCCGAGUGGAAGGUAUAUAGUAGAUGAGAUUUGGAAUUUCAAAGAGAACAGAAAGGCAUCAAUGAAGGAGGGAGUGAAACACAUUUACUGGAGUAGCAGUGGAAGCAAACGAGAGGCAAAUUUUAGUUACAAAAAUGUACAGGAUCUUUUGCCAUGUGGGUUUAUUAAAAGAGUGGCAUAGAUGUUUUUUGGAGGCAUCAAUUUCACAAAGCAUUGGCAGGUGAUAGAAUGGUCCAUAAUUGAAGGCAUGUUUUGGGUGGUUUUGUUGAAAUGGGAAUUUAGAUGUCAAGUGUUUAUCAUAUAUAUGAAUUUGUCUUUUCUCU